Messenger RNA from Cuscuta campestris, 650 nucleotides. The record is from the annotation of a GenBank genome assembly. NCBI's taxonomy places the organism in Eukaryota, Viridiplantae, Streptophyta, Magnoliopsida, Solanales, Convolvulaceae.
CUUUGUCUUGAAGGUAUUAUCUUUUGAUUCUUUUCAUGUGGUCGAACUGGACUCUUUUUCUCAGAGCUUCGUUGUUUAACGAAACAUAGUGUUGUUUGGCGGUAAUCUCAACGUCCCUGCAAUGAUGCAAAAUUUGACAUGAUCAGAUCCGUAUGAAAUCAUGAACUCGCCAUGUCUGGUUCAGGGCAAGGUUCCACACUAACCAAAAUCCAAGUGAAGACGCGUUUCUUGAUGCCGCCGGCUCCCCUCUGCCUUUAUUCCAGGCGGCUCAGGUGUUCGAUAGAAUGCCAAGGCGAUCACUUUAGAAAGCUGCCAAGGUACAUAUGCAUGUUUCAUUGUUUUACUCCUUCGAGAUUUCUCCUUGUCUUUCCAAUAGCUUCAAUUUCAGUUUAGUUCAUGCCCAUGAGUGUAGAAGCAGUUUUUUUUUUUUCUGAGCACAACUUGGCCAAACAAAAUUGAAAUGAAAAUUUCAUUGAAGUGCUUAUGGAAUUGUGAAUGUGAUAAGUAGAUGCUCCGUGAUAUUUAGUUCCAAAGAAAAGGGAUAUGAAUAUUAAAGAAGUGCUCUUAUUAUGUGUUGAAAUUGAUCUUUGGAAGAAACAAGCCAAAGUCGUAUAAGAAAACAAUAUACCGAAUGAACUUGGGAAACGAAU